UUUGGAUCGAAAAAAAUAAACGCAUCGCGUUCCGCGGUGGGACUAGUGACGAGGACCGCCUCGUAUCGGUGCACCGUCGACUGGACGGUGUGGUAGUAGUAGUUGUUGUUGUUGUUGUUGUGGGUGUCCGCGCGACGUUAUCGCUUUUUGUAAACAAAGGGAAGCCGGCCGAACGCAGGUCAUCCGGCGGCGUUUUGUGGUGGGGACUGAGCGGGGGCGGCGGUGCUGUCGAACGCCGGCAACUGUUCGCGGGUCGCGGGGCGACGGAACGCGCGGGGUAUCGUAAACGCAGAUCGACGACGAUCGACUCCUCCGCGACGCCGAAAAUUCGACCGAAAUUUGCACUUGCGACGGCUUUUCCCGUCACCGGCGCCGCGAACGAAUCUCGGGUGUGUGUGUGUGGAGGAGCAUGUCCGCGCGAGUCUGGAAACGGUCAGAGCCGCCAAAUAGUAUCCCGGUCACACCUCCUUCGUCGCGCCGUUAGUGGUUUCGCGGUCGGCUGUCGUUCUCGGGCUCUCGUGUGUCCCCCAGACCAGCGACAGACCACGCCGUUGUGGUCGACGGAGAGCACCGCGCCCAUGUCAAAUCCGACGUCUUCGGCCCCGUGAAAACGCAGGCGACACGGGCAGAGGUAGUACCGUCCACCGACCGUGUUCUCUGUCGGGGUUCGUUACCGUUUCGCCGAGCGACGACCGAUGAGUGGUGUUCGAUAAAACGCAGCGAGACGAACUACGUACCGACAGACUUUGUAACGAGCUUCCUAUUUGUGCAAUUAUUAGAACUUAAGGAAAUGAUAGACCACGUCGCCGCCGCUACGACUAUUUAGAACUACGGCCGUGCAAUUGUCACCUCAGAAAUCAUCGAAGACAUCAUCAUCAUCAUCAUCAUUAAUGUUGUCAUAUUUUCACCAUAAUACCCGAUCCCGACCACCAUAAUUACACUCACCAUCACCUACCGCAGAUUUAAUACAUGACGUAACGGCACAGAAGAAGCUGUGUCAACGGAGACCGGUGGUAAUAAGUGCUCGUACACCUGCAGUAAUAUACAAACGACGAAUAAGGAUAGCAAGAUAAGUUUCUAACAGUGAUCAAAACGAUAGAAAUGACUGGUGGCCUAGACAUAAUAAAAUAUAUGGAUGGAAACUCUCUCAUCAUAAUUAACGUCAAUAGUUAAGCCCUCGUAUCAACUAAGACUUCAUAUUGCCGUAGACGUUCCUUUAUAAUAAAUCAUCAACAAAAGGUGUGGUGUCACAUGAAGUAAAAAAGUGCAUGCUGGUGUUACUAUCGAUUCCCUGAUCUCUCAUCACGGUGAUGAUAUUUCCGUCACUAUUACUUCUGAUGCUAGUGACAACGAGUGACGUAUUGCUAUCUUUGUAACCACUGUAGUUAAAUCUCUCUAAAACCUCUGUUUAUCAAUAUAUAUAUAUAUAUAUAUAUAUAUCAGGAUUCAUCAAUCACUGGAGUUGAAAAAAAUAAUAAAUCUCAAAUAUUGUUGUUGUUAUCAUGAUAGCAACUUACUUCUAUUAUCAGUUACAAUAUAUAUACUAAUAUUAAUUAAACAUUUUCCUACUACUGUAACUGACUAUUGUCACUUUCUUAACAAAUACUACUUAUUUUAAUAAUUCUACAAACACUGAUCCAUUAUAAUGUCACCAUCGCAAAUUCGAUCUUCGUAAUUGGAUAUCUAUUCCGUAUGAAAGUCCAACAGCAAAAACAAAAAUACUGGGAUUAUGGAUUCCCUUGGGGCUGAGGUUACCGGCCGUCGAAGCCUUUUAAAUGGAUUGGUGACAGCUGCCACAAGGUCUUGGCGACAUGGUCUUCAGACUAACGGGCACAAUUCUAACACUGUGGUGUUUCCAACUAUUUCUACAUCAGUUAAUAAUAAUCCAACUUGUCGGACUUCUACCACUGAUUACAUAGCUGAGGAUCAAAGAAGGCGAGAUCAGCAACAACGGCAACAAGAACAUAGACUUAACCUCCUUUGGUACGGUGGAGACACAAUGCAGCGUCCACAACAGACCCCAUCUGUUCUUUUUGAAUUGAACAACCGUUAUCAGUCACCAGAUGACUGGGAAAAACAACCAUUACGACAACGGAGACGUAAGUCUCAACAAUCGCAACAUCAGCAGAAUAAUAAAAAACGAUCAGCAUUACCCACAUCACCGAUUGUAUGGGCUUUACUAUUGUAUUUUAUGUAUUCAGUCGCUAUGGCUGCAGUAUAUUAUAUAUAUGAUAUGAAAUCUGGUAGUGGAUGGAUAUGGUUAAGAGGAAUCGAUAACUGCGGUCUAUUUAAAUGGUUAUGUCAUCUACAGCCGAUGUGGUAUUUUAUUGGUCAAGGUUUCUGCGCAGUCAUCAUUGGUUAUGUUUGGUAUCAGUGGCAAAAACGACAACGGUGGUGUUUCUACAUGUUAAUUGUACUAUUUAUCUCCGCAGUUUUACCAUCUGUACCACUCGCUGAAGUUUUUGGGGAUAAAAGCGUGGAUAAAAUAACUGAAAGUCCCGUGGAAAAUUCUACCGAUAGACGAAAUCAGUUGUUAUUACAACUUAAUUAUUAUAAUUCUGAAGAUUUUUAUGAAAAUCAAUUAGCACUUUACGAAGGCUUAUGGCAAAUAUCAUUUUUCAUAUUCGUCUCUUACUGUUUGGUUUUUCCAACGAUUAUAGACGAACAGUCAGAUAAAGAACAAAGUGAAACUAUUAACGGACAUAAUGAUCAAAAAAAAAAUAUAGAAGAUAAUUUCAAAGAAGAUCGCCAUAUUUCAAUCGUCGUUUUAUUGUUUGCUAUUGUAACUUCUAUCGGACACAUAACCCUUAAUAUGUUUAUCGGUUACCAACAACAAAGGCGUCUAGUCAAUAAUUCAUCCAUGGCGGCCAUUCAACAGCUUAUAGCUAACAUAGUGGUUCUUGCAUGUAUCAACCUGGCUGGAUGGCUAUUGCGUCAAUCGAUAAUCCAAGAUCGUACUGAAAUUAGAAGUUAUGAGGGCAACAGUAGAGUUGAUGGAAAACACACAUAUUUUCGAUUCGCAUUGCGCCGGCAGGCUGAUAAGCUGAAUCAACUUCUAACAUCCUUGCUACCCAGGCGCGUAUUUUUGGAAAUGAAACACCACAUAGUAGCUGAUGCUGCACGUUCCUUUAACACAAUUUUCAGUUCUAAUGUCAAUAGUCACCAAGAUAAUGCGCAAUCACAGAGUCAUCAGCAAGAAAUACCACUAAAAAUUAAUAGUAUAAUGUCAAAAAUGUAUUUAAAGGAAUAUGAAAAUGUUAGUGUUGUGUUUGCCAAUGUCACUGGAUUCUGGGAUAACGCACCACUAACUAAUAAUAAUAAUAAUUUUGGCUCCCAAAUGAGCACCCAGCUAAUUACACUUAUUGAUCAACUACUGGCAAAUUUGUUUCGUAAACUGGCAUAUCGCAAUCGUUGUCUCCCAAUGCGGCUACUCGGCCACCGUAUGUAUUUCAUUGCCGGGUUACCGGAUGAAGAAAGCUAUGGUUAUGAUGAUGAUGAACAUAAGAAUGCUAGUUGGAUGAUGAAUGACAAUGGACAUGCUAGAAAUGCUAUCCAAAUGGGAUUGGAUCUAAUCGACGCUGUUAAUACUGUGGUUCGUGAUGUAAGUCGGUGCCACAACACAUCCAAAAUUAAUUUGAAUGUCCGAGUGGGCGUUCAUUCGGGCCGGGUAGCAUGUGGUGUGCUUGGUUUCACUGGAGAUACUGACAUCCGAUCUAACUCUGGUAGUCGUUGGCAAUAUGGGGUAUGGGGCCACGAUGUACGCAUAGCGUCGUAUAUUGAGAACUGUGGUCGUCCCGGAUUGGUGCAUGUAAGUCGUGCAACCGUCAGCCAGAUUACUAAGAAAGGAGCUGUUAAUACUGCAGCUAGUAAUCUGCCACCCGGAGUCAAUCUUCGUAACAACACAACCAAUUAUCAGACCGAUUCCAAAGGCAACUUCAACGAUUACUCAUUUGAACGUAGUCAUGAAGAAGAAAAGAACCAUUUUCUUCGCCACCAUCAAAUUGAUACAUAUUUCGUCAAACCCAAAACCGCUUAUUUUAAUCCAGAGAAUAAUGAAAACUUUAUGGACAAUUGUAGAGCUUAUGAUAUUAGUAGUGACGUAAUUAUCCAACUAAUUCUCCAAUCAGUAGAGCAACAACUGCACAAAGAAGAAACUCGACAAAAAUGUGCUGUAACCGGAUCAAUGCCUGAGACCGAGAUGGAAUCAGAACAACUACCAACUAUUUCGACAACAGCAGUUGCGGAUCUGCCAGUGACAACGAUUGCUUCGGUUCCUGUAGCCUCGGUAAUGAAGAGGAACCGCCAUAGGCGGAGUAGAUAUUUUGAACAAGAGUCACAACAAGCUAUCUCUACAAAUUUGAAUACUACAUCUGCUAUCAAUUCAUCAAUGGAGCGUUACAGCCGAUGGGAAGAUGACGUAUUUGUAGUUUAUAGCAAAGAUGAUCACGAAAAGGUUAAAGGCAAAUCUGACGAUGAUGAUCUUUUUCGGUUUGCCAAAUCACAGCUACUACUUCUGUGUGUUAUUAUUGUUUUAUUUGUAGUUAACGUAACAACUAUGCCAUGGACUAUGUUACUCGGUAUUACAUUUAUUACACCAUUCGUUAUAACUGCUGGACAACUGAUCUAUGUGAUGGCCUUGUUGAUCGAUUGGAUUCCUCGUCCCAGAUUUUAUAGCAUUACUUAUGCCACUGCCAUUAUUGCUGACGAUGAUGAAUAUUAUCGUCACUAUGAUAGUGAUAACAAUGAUAGUGAUGCUAGUAGCAGCAGUAACGAUAAUGAUAAAUGCUUAAGGCGUUUUUUUAUUUGCCAUCCUAGCAGAUAUUCAUUAUUUGCCUGGCUAUUAAAACCAUUUAAAUGCAGGGCAAAUACUGCAAUGACCACCCGUAAUCAUUUACAAAAUAGUGAUGGUUGGUCAAAGUGUUCUUUCAAAUGGUGUCGUUGUUAUGGACACCAUAGCUGGUUUACCUGUUGUUUAAAUAAUGAAAGUGCAUCAUCGUACAUGUCAUCUGACGAUAGUGAUAUUGAGAGUAGACUUGGCUUUCGAAAUGAGAAUGCCAUAAUGGCAGCAACAGCAAGAGCAUCAUCGUUACAGCAGCAAAAUCGGCUACAACAUUCACAACCUGUUAACAUUAAUAACACCAACAAUAAAAAUCUGUUACGCCGACGACAUAGACAACUGAAAAGAAUAUAUCAAGAUGAAGAGAGGCGCACUUACUUUUAUUGGAUCUGUGCCUGCUGCGAGGUGAUCGUCGUAUUGCUCAUCUGUCUUUUGGCUCUAUUAAACGCUUUUACCUGUGAACCAGUUGAAAUAACUUCAAUAAAUACCGUACACAAUCAACUUCAUACCCACAACACUAUUACUAAUAUUAGUGGUGGAUUCAACACCCCUACAGUUAACUCAACACAGCAAUAUCGAAGCCCACUGACUUGUAUGUGGCCUCAAUACGCUGUACUCACGUGCUGUUUGGUGUAUUUAUCAAUAGCUAUUGCGUUUCCCAUUUAUUAUGGUUCAUUGCCAACUUUGCGAAUGAAAAUCGGAAUAUUGUUUGUUAUGACUUGUGUAUUUGCUGUGGCUUUUGUUCAUUUUACGCACAAGCAUGUGUUUAUGGCUGCCUCAAUGUCAUCUUCGACACCAUCGUUCUUAAGUAAUUCUAACGCAUCCCAAGAUCAUAGAACAAACAACGCUGUCACCAAAAAUAAUAAUGACCAUCAUGAAAUAAUCAAUGCCCUCAUCUAUAGUGGCUACCGGGAAAACCAACAAUUAUUAAAACUACAAAACAGAGAACAGCAGCAAGUGACUGGUUUAAACACUGCCACGGCUACAAUAUAUGCAAUUGCAUUCGCCAUGGCCACACUUGCCUGCUUCGUGUACAAGCAUCGUUUACAAGACAAACGAGCUCAUCAAAGGAUUAAGAUUGAUCGUGACAUGAGACGAUUGUGUGUGUUGCGCGAAGCACACCGUCGUACUUUGCAUACCAUCAUACCAGAUCAUGUGACAAAUUUAUUGCAAAAAAGAUGUAUUAAUGAUCCUAAUGAUGCUGAUGACGAAUUUGAGGCAACUCAACACCAACAGAACUAUGUUUUUGGAGAAAAUAGACCAAUACCAAUGAGAACUACUCAUCAAAUUCAAGAACACAUUCUUGCAAACUUGUCACAGCCGCUCUAUCAAUGUGGCUAUCGAGCUAUAGUUAUCAUGUUUGCUACGGUUGUACAACAAGAACGAUCCAUGCCAAACACUUUCAACAGUAUUGAAAACAAUGAUACCAGCGGUCAUCAUUGUCAUAAACAGCUAGCUCUACUUCACAACAUAUUCAGCGAAUUUGAUAGACUUAUUGAUAAUCAGAAGUACCGAGGAAUAAUAGAAAAAAUAAAAAUGUUGGGAACUAACACAUAUAUGGCAGCUGUUGGUUUACAACAUCAUGACGGACCAAUACGUCGGCAAGUCAUGCUGCUGAAUGAAACAGAACAGAAAUGUGAUGAAUCUUGCAACCUUAAUGACCAAGGGAGAAAAUAUGAUUUUGAAAAUCACAGUGACAAAGAAAAUGUUAAUGUUAAUCUAAAAGAUGAAAUUGAAUUAUACAAUGUCAUAUCAGCAAAUAAUGUAAUAUUUGCUUUGGAUUUCAUUCGGGAAAUGCGCCGCAUACUUCAUUGUCGACAGACAACAACGUUAACUUCUGUUGGAAGCUCACAUAACUCACAAUCCACACAAUUUGUUCUUCGAGUUGGAGUAGACAUUGGACCAGCUGUAGCUGGUUUAAUCGGCUGCAAUGACGGAAUUUGGAAACGCCCACAAUUUGAUAUAUGGGGUAGAACAGUAAACGUAGCUAGACAAAUGGAUAUCACUGGUAUACCAGGUAAAACACAAGUUACUAAUUGCGUUUACGACGUAAUGAGAACUUUACAACAUUCAAAUUACCAGUUCGAUGUGCAUACCAAUAUUAUAAACAAAUAUAAAAUAAAAAAUACAUAUUUGGUUCGUGAAAGUUUUGAACAAGAUGAUGAUCAUAACUCAGUUCAACGUAAUCUCUCCAACUAUCAUAAUGCACAGCUUCGUCAAAAUUCUCCCUUUCAAUAUGAGUCAGAACAAUCACAUCAACUGAACAAACAACCUACCCCUAUUAGACCGUCACAGUACACCCACCGCUCGACACCUCAGCACUUGGUGCGUGAUCAACCAUCGCUUAAUGUAGUACCGCUAGUCAAUGUCCACUCUAAGCACUCCCAUUAUAACUCUGUGGUACAACAGGAUUUGCGGCAAAAAUGUUUGGAACCACAAAAAACACCGCCGCCGCCACCACCACGAAGUCCGCCACCCGUUACAACACGGCGGACCCAAUUUCCAAUGCAACAUAAAUACAGUGAAGAAUGCGAUCGAUAUCCAGAUAUCCAGCAAAGAUCACGAGGUGCCCAUUCGUCUCAUAGUAAACAAGAGCAAUAUAAACAAACCCGAUGCACAUCCAACUCUACCUCAUCAACUGCAGCCACAUAUGCACGACCACUACAAAAACAACAGCAGCAGAACAGUCUACAGUCUACUUCAGUGCCAGUGCCCCCCCAUGGUCUCGUUCGAAUUUUCGGUGAUGAUUCACAACGACUAUCGCCACCACACACACCAACUACAACCGAAUUUAACCCAACUUGUACCUCUUCUAAUCAUCCCAUUGGUGGAACAAUUCUAAACACCACUUUACAUAAUCAUUUACAACCCCAACAAAUACGCCGUCCAAACGUAUUACUUUUAAAAAAUACAACAUCUGUAUCAACAAACAAAUUUGAUGCCAAUCGGCCUUUGCCAGACCCGCCACGAUCUUCUGACACCGUAGCUGGUCGACAUCGAAACCGUGAUGAUCCACGGCGACGGCGGCGCCGUCAGCUCAAUCAACCACCUUCAUUAACCAAACAACGGCAGGAAGCCCAACAGGAUAUUAAUAAUGACCGGUGUCCUGGUGUGGUCUCGCCGGCCUGGCCUUCAUCAUCUUCAUUCCGUUCACCGAUCAGUGUUGAAAGUUUCGUCAGUGAGUCAUCUCCACCAUCAUCAUUAUCGUCAUCCGGCUCCACAGAUGCCGGUGGAACUACAACAUCAAAUAAUAAUUACAACACCACUACUUCAGCAUCUUCGUCGGACGACAGUUUUGGUUGUACGACUACAGAAGAUGGUGGUGGUGUGGAUAGAAUUGAUACUGAAGAUUUAGACACUGCUGCCUCAUCUGCGGCCAUAUCAUCCAUUCACCAUCGUUACCGACAACAGCAACAUUUACUGCUUCAUCAGUGGUCUCCAUCGACGACUGCUAAUUCAUCUCCUGUUAGACGAUCGUCAUCUUUCCGCUCACCACUAUCUGCUGGCGACAACACUGCCGCGUCUUCAUCAUCAUUGCGAUCUCCGCCUGUCAUUGGCCAUACUGCCACUACCAGCAUUGGAGGAACUCAGUCAUUGAAUCGCCGUCAUGUACGUCCUGCUAACACUACCACAGGCGCUGGUAGCAAUUCCAGUCGUCGUCGUCGACGCCGGCAGCAGCAGCAGCAGCUGCAAAACAACCCAGUAAUAGCUGGAAAUUCUACAUCACCAUCUGGUGAUGUACCAGACAUUAUAGGUAUUAUGAACACCACCUCAAAUGUAUCAACUGAAAAAUAUGAGUCAACAUCAUCAUCACCGUGGAAAAAACACCAGCAACAACAACAGCGACGACAAAUUACGAGUAAAGACCAAGGAACAGAUGGUGGAGCGGUGGGCCCAGAUUUUACCGAUGAGAUACGGCGUAUAUUAUUGUUGGACCAUCAUCGUGGCAAUGUUCGUCAACAGCAGCGAGGACAAUUCAAAGAAGAAGAAGAAGAAGUAGAAGUCAACAAACACUGCGAUGAGUACAAUAACGGCAAAGAAGUCAAUGAUAACGUUGCUAAACACAUGUCUUCAUCAGAGCAACUACGUCUUUGCCCUACAACAGUUGUAACGACGGAUCGGAAAUCCGGUAAAGAUGAUAAAAAUAGUCAACAAGCCGAAAAAGAUACUGUGAAGUUAGCAGUAAUAGCAGUUCCGACUACUGUAGCUUCGGCGGCAGUUAUUGCGGCAAAUGUUUCAUCAGCAUCACUGUUUGAGGAGCGUGAAAGACAAAUAACGGAACAAGUCAAGCGACAGCAAGCCGAAGUGAGACGGAUAUUACAGGAGCAUAAGAACAAUGUGGUAGCCGUUGUCAGAGGACCGGCAACAAUUACAACUGAUGCUAUAUCACACAACCGUAAACAACGGGGUAUGGCAUUGGCGGUUGAGUCAUCAUGGAGCGACGAUGAAUCUUUAGAACCAUCAUUGCUUGAAAACAAACAUCGGCCACAGCGCAUUGGUUUCGCAGUAGGUAUAAGUGACCAUGAAGCUAACAGCAGCAUUGUGACUGCUGAAACAGAAUACACUACCGGCGGGGAUGGUGACGAUUAUACGACUGACGGUGAUGGAUACACUACCACUGGGUACACAACAGACGAAGCUGCUGCUCCUGCUGGUCGACAGACAGAUAUGUCGUAUGCUACUACCGGUGGUUUACCUGGUGCAUCUAUAGCACGACAACUUGAUGACAACCUAUCGACUAUGAAUGACACUGGACUAACUGAUGCAGAAGCUGCAUUAAGUGAUGUCAAUUCGAUGAUUGACUACAAUGAUUGCAACGAAAACAGCCGUUACAGAGGUCGUCGACGAAGUAGUUUAAGCAGUAACAGUUUGUGCCCAUAUGCCAGUGAUAGUUUUUGCGAAGAUGAUGACGAUUACAAUGAUGAUGGUCAAUACUUUUUCUGGGAUGGGAACCAUGUGGAUAAUAAAAAUCUUGAAUUAUAUGAUGAUGGAGAUGACAAUGACAGUCGUUAUAAUCAUAAUCAUAUUUUGCUACAACAACAAUCGCCUCUUACACAUCCAACAUCAUUAUCUCAGACAGAUGGUUAUAGUAAUGUCGAUAAGAAAAGAUCUAACCAACAGCAGUUUCAACAAUCUACUACACUGCAGGCCGAUGACUCCAAUACUACUAUAAAUAUCACUCCAAACCCAGAGUCUGAUGUAUCUACAGCCACUACUACUAAAGUAAUAACUACUCAUAACUCUACUUCUAUAUCUAGUAAUACCAAUGUUAAUGAAUCUCCUAAUAAUUGUACUACUGCUACUAAUACUUCUAGUACAAACACUGUAUUAGAUGAACCUCCAUCAUCAUCUAAUAUUAUUAAAGAUGAAUCAUAAAGUGAAUAAUUAUACAUUUUUGAGUACUAUUAAAGGAUAUCACCACUGGUAAAUUUCAAUAUAAUUAAAACCUUUGCAAUAUUUUAACAUACAUUGUUUAGUUGGAACAUGAAUACCAGUGAUGAUAAUAUUUUAAUUUACUCAAAAUUACUCAUAUGACCAAAAUGUUUUCAAUAUAAUAGAAAUAUUUUCAAUAUUUAAUGUUCAUUAAUUAAUUUAAACAUUUAUACCUUUUAUCAAUGGUGUAAUAAAUAGAGCUGAGAUCACGAUGCACUGUGCUAACAUGUUUGUUUUGGUAAAACUAUCAUUUAUUUGCUGUUGAAUGUCUUUUUAUUUAUUUGGUAAUAAUGUGAACCUAGAGUUAAUGAAUUGAAUUCGGUUUUAAAUUAUUUAAUAGAAUGUUAUCUUAGUUUUUAGAAUUGUUGGUGUUUAUGGGCAUUUUUAAUUUUAAUAGAAUUUCAAUAGUCAUGACACACUUUCUAUAAUAGCACUUCUUAAACCUUUUUUUUUCACGAAGCCCUUGAGAUGCUGAAAAAAAAUUCACAAAGCCUCAAAAACUUGAAAUACUAAUUUCACAACUCAUAAAAAAUUAUGGAUCAACAAAUUACUAAUAAAGAAACUUAAUACAAUUGAAAUUUAACUUGUAACAAUUUAACAAAUAAUAAUAUCUGUACUUAAUUCAGAUGUGCCAGCGGAAUCCCUAGAUUAGUUUCACGGAGUCCUAGAGCUCCGUGGAGCACAUUUUGAGAACUACUGUUCAGUAUUCUAUAAAUUCAAAUUUUAAAAAUUAAAUUAUUUAUUUAUUAAAAUAUUGUAUGGAUUUAGACCCAAUUACUUACAUGAAUAUAUUUAAUACAUAGCAUUUAAUAAUAUUUUUACAUCUUAAAAAUAGUUUGUUUAAUAAAAUAAAAACAAAAUAUAAAUAUGAUUUGUUAUUUUAUAAAUAAAUAGCAAAUUAAUAUAUAAGAAAUAUUGUACUGGGUCAGCUAGUAAUGUAUAUUUUUAUGUACAAUCCCUGUUACGUUUUUAAUACUUUAUUAUUUACCUAUCUAUUUCUUUUUUCUUAAUUAUGGUUUUAAUGCAUUAUUUGACAUUUUAUGGCAUUAAUACAUUAUCAUAUAACGUAUUGUUUGUUUUUUUAGUGCAUCGUAUUUCUAGUUCUAUUAUAAUAAUUAAAUGUGUUCAAAAUUAUUAAAAUAAUCCAAAAACUAUUGAUAGGUACAUUUUAAUCUACCUCGACAUAUUUGUAUACUAAUGUACAACAAUAAUUAAUAAUAUAUCUACAUUGAAGGAUUUCAACACCAUUGGUAUAUUUCUAUUUAAUAACAAUUUUGCAAUAUUUUACAUUAAUUAAUUGAAAUAUAGAUACAAAUAGAUCUUUUUAAUGUGCUCAAAAUUACUCAUAUGAUUAAAAUGUUUUUUAUAUAUUUCUAUAUGCCUUUAAUUGUUCACACCAUACAUACUUAAUACAUUUCAAAUAACUAUCACAAUUGGUAUAUUUUAAUACAAUAAAAACCUUUGUUGUAUUUAACAUUUAUUAGUUAAUAAUUGUUUAAUUAAUAAAAAUAUUGAUACCAAUAUUGAUAAAAUUUGAAUGUGCUCAAGUUGUUUAUGUGACCAUAAUGCUUUCGAUGCAUUACAGUAUAUUUAAAACUUUAAUUCUAAAUAAUCAAAACUAUAAUAUGAACAAUUAAAACCAAACACUUUGAAGAUUAUUUUCACCAUUGGUACAUAUUAUGUCAACAUAAUAAAAACCUUUGCGAUAUUUAACAUCCAUACAUUAAUUAUAAUACCAAUGGUGAUAUAACUUCAAAGUGCUCAAAAUUGUUCAUGCGACCAAAAUACUAUGACGACCUUUCAAUCUACCUCACCAUGUUUACACCAUCAAUUGCAUUUUAUAUUAAUUUAAAAAGUAUCACUGAUGGUAAUGACUUGAUUGAGCUUGAAAUUGUCAAUACAACCAACAUGCUAUUGAUGUAAUUGAAUCUACUUACAAUCAUCAAUAUACAUUUCACAAAGAAAUCACUAUUGGUACAUUCCAGUCUACUAAAAAACCUUUGCGAUAUUUAACAUUCAUUAUUUAAUUGGAUUCUGGAUACUAAUAGUGAUGGCAUUUGAAUGUUUUGAAAAUAAUUCACUUUGAAAACAAUAAUAAUGUAUUAUUAUUAAUUUGUAUUAUAUGUCUAAAAUCUAAGGUAACGAUCGAAUUUUGUUUGUUAUAAAUAACCCCCACAAUCGGGCUGGGGUUUAGUAAUAAUAGUUAAUCUUAAUUUUAUUUUUAAGGUAAUAUAGUAGUGUACACAAAAAAAAAUUAAAAAAAAUUAAAAAUGUAUAUA
Aphis gossypii (cotton aphid) is the source of this 12549-nucleotide messenger RNA. RefSeq lists its product as uncharacterized. The transcript has 21 exons. Gene Ontology annotation, molecular function: adenylate cyclase activity. Gene Ontology annotation, biological process: intracellular signal transduction; cyclic nucleotide biosynthetic process; adenylate cyclase-activating G protein-coupled receptor signaling pathway. The coding region runs from base 1730 to 10213 and encodes 2827 amino acids. The record is from RefSeq and is a predicted model, not a curated record. NCBI's taxonomy places the organism in Eukaryota, Metazoa, Arthropoda, Insecta, Hemiptera, Aphididae.